This is a messenger RNA of Arabidopsis lyrata subsp. lyrata, 1011 nucleotides long. Its product is annotated as UPF0481 protein At3g47200-like. The transcript is spliced from 3 exons. The record is from RefSeq and is a predicted model, not a curated record. Bases 70 to 930 code for a protein of 286 amino acids. Lineage: Eukaryota; Viridiplantae; Streptophyta; Magnoliopsida; Brassicales; Brassicaceae.
GUUUGUUUGAUGAGAUUUUUAAUCCUCGUUCCAUAGUCAUCGAUAUUAACAGAUCUUAACUUAUCGAAGAUGGGAUCUCUAGAACCUUGCAUUUACAGAGUGUCAAGCGCAAUUCGUCAAGCGAAUCCUGGAGCCUAUACACCUCAGAUGGUCCUCAUCGGCCCCCUUCAUCGUUCUCCCAAAUUGCGACCGAAAUCUUCUAAGGACGACGAUGCCGGAACGAGUAGCGACCUAAUGCAUUUUAAAAAAAAAAAAGGAAAAAACUGUAUGAAGAUGGAGCACGAAAAGAAGACGUACGUCGACUCUUUCGAGAAAAGAGUCGGGGAAGAAAUUAUUAAGGAAAUGAAGAAAACCAUACAGGCCGAAAAAGAAAAUAUUAGGGAAAGCUAUGCGGAGAAGGAUGUAAUUGACAAAAUGGCUGAAUUUUUCGUGGAACUUAUCUAUAAGGAUUCAAUAUUCAUCAUGGAGUUCAUUAUGAAACUUUAUGAAGGUCAUGGAAGUUCAGAAAGUCUAAUUGUGAAACACCGUAUCGACAGUUCAAGAGUGAUAGCAGAUCUCAUGUUGCUGGAAAAUCAACUUCCCUAUUUCAUUUUGGAUCGAUUGUUCAGUCCCCAUUUAGAGACAUUGGGUAUAUAUAAGACUCUCGACCGAGUCAUCCUGGAAUUAUUUUCCCUGCACACGAAGGUCAAAAGAAAUACAACCUUCAAGCAUUUCACAGACAUGUUCCGGUGUGCUUAUGAGGAAUCGCUUGACAAAACUCCAAGCCUGACGGACUUAAGUGGGCCAGCUAUCGCAGAGAUGCAGAACGCGAGUAACCUAUCCCGUGUAGGAGUGGAAUUCAAGGUAAAGUUUUGCAUCUUCUAUUUUUUAGCAGUUAAGGAUUUUUGGGUUUUGUUAUUUCUCUUGAUAAGGCUUUCGUUUGAAUUAUGAUUCACCUCUGAGUUUCUUCUCUACCCUUUUCUUGUUUAGGCGUACAAUCUCUUAAAUUCCUCACAACAAAAUAGUAUUCAC